Molecule: messenger RNA, 2127 nt
Organism: Camelina sativa (false flax)
Lineage: Eukaryota; Viridiplantae; Streptophyta; Magnoliopsida; Brassicales; Brassicaceae
Product: diacylglycerol O-acyltransferase 1
Biological process (GO): triglyceride biosynthetic process
Cellular component (GO): chloroplast envelope; endoplasmic reticulum membrane
Molecular function (GO): diacylglycerol O-acyltransferase activity
Source: RefSeq, a predicted model, not a curated record
AUUAAAUCAUUCGUCACCAAGGUUGUCAUCUUCCUCCCUCUCUCUCUCUCUCGUGAAUCUUUUUUCAAACUUUUGCUUCUCUUUAUAGGGAAACCAGACACGAUUCCACCGAUUCCUUCUCAGCUUCUUCUUCUUCCUCCCCCCUUCUAAACAAACAAACCUUCUCUCAAUAUCUACAAACUUUUAUUAUUCUCUCUCUCUAUUGGAUUCUGAUUCUCUUCAACGUGACUCCUCACCUUUUUUCUCAAUUUCAUCUGCAUGUUUCUCGAUUCUCUCUGACGCCUUCCUUCUAUAACGUUUCUUCGAAAGCUGUUUCCGUCAAUUCGGUAAAUGGCGAUUUUGGAUUCUGGAGGCGGCGGCGUCAGCACCGCGACGGCGACGGAGAACGGUGGCGGAGAGUUUGUGGAUCUUCGUCGACGGAAAUCGAGAUCGGAUUCCAACGGAGUUCUUUGUGGUUCUGAUAAUCCACCCUCUGAUGAUGUUGGAGCUCCCGCCGACGUUAGGGAUCGGAUUGAUUCCGUUGUUAACGAUGACGCUCAGGGGACGACUGCUAAUUUGGCCGGGGAUAACGAAAUUAGGGAAACUGGUGGUGGUGGAAGAGGCGGCGGCGGAGAAGGAGGGAGAGGAAACGCCGAGACUACGUAUACGUAUCGACCGUCGGUUCCUGCUCAUCGGAGAGCUAGGGAGAGUCCACUCAGCUCCGACGCAAUCUUCAAACAGAGCCAUGCCGGAUUAUUCAACUUGUGUGUAGUAGUUCUUAUUGCUGUUAACAGUAGACUCAUCAUCGAAAACCUGAUGAAGUAUGGUUGGUUGAUCAGAACGGAUUUCUGGUUUAGUUCAAGAUCGUUGCGGGAUUGGCCGCUUUUCAUGUGUUGUCUAUCCCUUUCGUUCUUUCCUUUGGCUGCCUUUACCGUCGAGAAAUUGGUACUUCAGAAAUGCAUAUCUGAACCUGUUGUCAUCUUUCUUCAUAUUAUUAUCACCAUGACAGAGGUUUUAUAUCCAGUUUACGUCACCCUAAGCUGUGAUUCUGCCUUCUUAUCAGGUGUCACGUUGAUGCUCCUCACUUGCAUUGUGUGGCUAAAGUUGGUUUCUUAUGCUCAUACUAACUACGACAUAAGAACUCUAGCCAAUUCAGCUGAUAAGGCCAAUCCUGAAGUCUCCUACUACGUUAGCUUGAAGAGCUUGGCAUAUUUUAUGGUUGCUCCCACAUUGUGUUAUCAGCCAAGCUAUCCACGUUCUCCGUGUAUACGGAAGGGUUGGGUGGCUCGUCAAUUUGCAAAACUGGUCAUAUUCACUGGAUUCAUGGGAUUUAUAAUAGAACAAUAUAUAAAUCCUAUUGUCAGAAACUCAAAGCAUCCUCUGAAAGGGGAUCUUCUAUAUGCUAUUGAAAGAGUGUUGAAGCUUUCAGUUCCAAAUUUAUAUGUGUGGCUCUGCAUGUUCUACUGCUUCUUCCACCUUUGGUUAAACAUAUUGGCAGAGCUUCUCUGCUUCGGGGAUCGUGAAUUCUACAGAGAUUGGUGGAAUGCAAAAAGUGUGGGAGAUUAUUGGAGAAUGUGGAAUAUGCCUGUUCAUAAAUGGAUGGUUCGACAUAUAUACUUCCCGUGCCUGCGGAGCAAGAUACCAAAGACACUCGCCAUUAUCAUUGCUUUCUUAGUCUCUGCCGUCUUUCAUGAGCUAUGCAUCGCAGUCCCUUGCCGUCUCUUCAAGUUAUGGGCUUUUAUAGGGAUUAUGUUUCAGGUGCCUUUGGUCUUUAUCACAAACUAUCUACAAGAAAGGUUCGGCUCAACGGUGGGGAACAUGAUCUUCUGGUUCAUCUUCUGCAUAUUCGGACAACCGAUGUGUGUGCUUCUUUAUUACCACGAUCUGAUGAACCGCAAAGGAUCAAUGUCAUGAAACAACUGUUGGAAAUUGACUUUCUCCAAACAUAUGUGGUUGUGAUGCUAAAACAAGAAUAGUGUUUUAACCAUUGAAGAAAAAAAAAAAAGGAAACAAAUUAGAGUUGUUGUAUCUGCAAAAUUUUGGUAGAGACGGACCGUUUUUGAGUUUUGAAUCUCGUUGUCAAGUCUUUCUUUUGAUCUUGCUAUGCUCUUGUCUUUAAACCACAAUCAAGCAAAGUAGAUUGAUAUA